GUUACGCCGGCGAUCGACAGGCAACCAACUCCCGUCACGCCUGUCGUUUGACUAUAGUGUCCUCACGUAGCAGCAAUGAGGUGGAGAAAGCUUAAGGGCUCGUUUGUGCUCGGAUUGCUGCUAGCGGGAGCAGAGCUUUCUACUGCUUCAUCGCGGGGCGUACAGCAGGUAUUCGUCAGUGAAGAUCCAUGCUCUAGUAUCGGAGGAAAGAGAUGGGCGUAUCCAUCAGCGGUCAGGAGCUGCUUCCAAUCGUUUCCAGUCGACCCAAAGCUGAAGGCGAACAUAAUCGAAGUCAUCAAUAAGACGCUUGCAUUUCACACUUCGACGAACUAUCAGAUCAGAGCACCGGAACCUUUCUCUUCGGAGGUUCAUGAGGAUGUCGUUGGUGACCUUGCAAGAAUAAGCAAACAACCAUACACGUCCGACUUCGACUUGCAUAUCGACCUGUCUCGUACGUUAAAGCGACUCAAUGACGGGCAUUGCGUGUAUAUCAACUAUUGCUAUGACGCCCUCUUUGUGUCAUACCUUCCGACGCCUCUCGUCCUAUUAGCCGAUAGCAACGGAGUUCAGAAUGUGCACAUAGCGCCGGAGGCCUUCUCUGUCAUAUCUGCAGAAUUCCAGGACCAGAUUGGAUACUGGGAAGAUGCCCUUCCUGAAAACCUUUCCUUAGAUCAACUAUCUGGAGCAAAGGUUCUUCUCAUCGACGGUGAAGACCCAUGGGUUGCUGUCGAGGCUAACGCUGCUAUCACUGGUGGAUAUACUGCCUACGGCACACGGCAAAAUAGCUUCUUUUCCAGCUACUCAUUAACUAGCAAUGGGUGGUAUUAUGUUAUGGGGAAUUUCGCGCAGCAGACGCUUCCUCUAUACGACUCUCGCAACCUGACCAUCAUUCCGGUGAAUAGCAGCGAAGUACGCACUAUCACCCUCCCAUACCGCUCCCGAUUUGGCGACCUCUCUGUCGACUUCGCUGACUCGGCCUCGUUCUGGGACAAUAACUGUCGGGCUACAAUUGGCACCAAUGGCGUAGACUUACGCUCCUCGUCCGAAACUGAGCUAGCCGACAUAUAUGCUUCCGUCUCCAAGCUUGAGCAGCAGCCCCGAAUUUCGUUCCGGGAAGCAUGGCAACAUAGGAUGAAUGUCUACAUGGACGCCCGGCCGACUGGUGACAUGGAUCUACCCGCUAUGCUUCAGCCCAGCAAGAAACCUUUGAACGGCAGCCAGGGUGUAGCACAGUUCUAUAUGCUUGACGACGAUAUUACAGGCGUUUUGGCAUUAGGCAGUUUUUCUUCCGAGUCUUUUGCUGAGCUACAGAAGUCAUUGCUAGUAGGCUUGACUUCCCUGAAGAAUUCGGGCGCAACUCAACUCGUGGUUGAUGUGACUAACAACGGUGGAGGUUACAUCUGCAUUGCCCAUUGGUUGCACCGCAUUAUAUCUGGUCCAAGGGCCAGUACUGUCCCUCAAGCGGGAUUAGAUACGACAACUCGAGCAGGACCUCUCGCACGGCUUAUCGUUAAGCAAGUUAUCUCCGGAGCUGACUCCAACUACACGUCAAGCUAUGACCCUACUCAAUGGACGUUUGCUAAUCAUACUCCCAUGCCGGAAGGAUAUGAUUGGAUGGCAUCUCCCGUGAAGACUGUCAUUAACGGGCGGGAGGACGCUUUCAGCCAGCGGCUAGGCCAAGAAUGUCAGCCGUUCGACAUGAGGCCUCCAGCGGACCCUCUGUUCGAUCCGAGGAAAGUGGCGAUAGUCAGCAACGGCAGAUGCGGGAGCUCUUGCUCCCUGUUCAGCAUCACGAUGGCGAAAGAAGAUGGUGCAAAGACUGUUGUAGUUGGUGGAAAGAAGACGGUUCCGCAGCAAUACUGUGGAACUGUCGGUGGGCAGAGCACCGGAUUCUUCCACAUCGAUACGGAAAUCAAGACGGCCGGCUUGAAGAACCAUUCAUUGGCUCCUCCGGACUUCUUGACGAAUAGUGUCCAGGGAAUUACGUGGCGGCUGGGGUAUGGUAUUUGGGAUACUGAGCAACCCGAAGAAUGGCAAUACCAUCCCGCUGACUAUAAUCUUCUCUUGACGAACGCUACAGUCAACAAUCCCGUCGCGAUUUGGGAGGCCGUGGUCGCCGAAGUGCUGUCAUGA
Molecule: messenger RNA, 2133 nt
Organism: Gloeophyllum trabeum ATCC 11539
Lineage: Eukaryota; Fungi; Basidiomycota; Agaricomycetes; Gloeophyllales; Gloeophyllaceae
Exons: 17
Coding region: 76-2133 (685 amino acids)
Source: RefSeq, a predicted model, not a curated record